Molecule: messenger RNA, 2609 nt
Organism: Cheilinus undulatus (humphead wrasse)
Lineage: Eukaryota; Metazoa; Chordata; Actinopteri; Labriformes; Labridae
Gene: rgs14b
Product: regulator of G protein signaling 14b
Exons: 15
Coding region: 84-1874 (596 amino acids)
Biological process (GO): signal transduction
Molecular function (GO): GTPase activator activity
Source: RefSeq, a predicted model, not a curated record
UAGGCGAAGGAAGGCUGUUAAUGAAGUCUUACCUGAGCUGCACCCGUAACUCCCGUUAGCUCGUGCUGUGUGUUACCCUGAAGAUGGUCGCUUUCAGAGGACUUUGUCGCAGCUUCUCGCGCCUGGCUAAAGUUGCUGCGCAAAAGACAGUCUGGAAAUAUGACAAAUGGUGCACCAUGGCGUCCUAUAAGAUUCAGGCAGUGUCAGAUGGAGAGCUGAACAUGUCUGCGCGGGGCUGCGGAGGCAGCAGCUCCAGUCUUCCAGGGACGCCGUACGGAGAGGCCGGUCCAGCCAACAGUGUGAUGAGCUGGGCCGUGUCUUUUGAGAAGCUGCUUGAGGACCCCUGUGGAGUCCGACACUUCACGGCCUUUUUGAGGUCUGAAGUGAGUGCAGAAAACAUUUUAUUCUGGCAAGACUGUGAAAAGUUUCGAAAGAUCCCAUCCACCUCUUUGGAUGAGCUGAAGGCCGCAGCUCGCUCUAUCUAUGACACCUACCUGUCCGACAGCGCUCCCUACUCAGUCAACAUUGAUGACACUGCCAAGACAGGGGAGAAGGACCUGGAGCAGCCCACUCCUGACAUGUUUAACAAGGCUCAAACUCAGAUAUUUAAACUGAUGAAGAUGGACUCCUACAGGCGCUUUGUGCGCUCUCCUCUCUACCAGAGUUGCACCUUGGCAAGCGUGGAAGGUAAACUUCUACCUCAGCUCUCUAACGAGCCUGUACGCAUGGGAUCCUGGGAGGAUGUAGCCACCAGAAGCCCCUUGUUUGGUGACAAAAAGAAAAACAUGCCAGACUCAAGUAGCUUGUCGGGUGGAAAGAGUGCCUCGGAGAAACAGCGUCAGAAAAGAGGAUCCUGGGGAGACUCAUCCAACAUCCGUGGUUUAGUUCCCAAGACAGACUCCCAUCUGUCAGUGAAGUCGAACAGCAGUGUGGAGCUCAGCUCCCUCUACAGGCAGAUGGAGAAUGGCCGAUCGAGUCCACGGUCCCCAGAUCAGGGUGGUGGAGGCGGGGGUCGGAUAGGAGUGGAGGGGGGCUACUGUUGUGUAUACCUACCUGAUGGUAGUGCCUCCCUGGCUCCCACACCUAAUGGCCAGCCCAUUAAAGACAUGCUGGCCAGCCUGUGUGAGAAGAGAGGCUUCCCACUGAAAGACGUCAUCAUCUACCUUCAAGGCAAAGACAAGCAACCAUUAUCACUGGACCAGGACUGCUCUGUACUGAGGGAUCAGCAAGUCACUUUAGAGCUCAGGGUGACGUUUGCGCUGGAGAUUGCCUUCACUGGUAAGACGGUGGGGAUCAUGGUAAAGUCUAGUAAGAUGCUGCAGGACGCUCUCUCAGUUGUCCUGCAGAAACAUCAUCUCAAGAUACAAGAGGCUGUUGUUACUAUGGUUGGAAGUGAUGAGCCUGUGAGCAUGAGCAGCUCUGUGUUCAAACUUGCUAACAAGACUCUACGACUUGAUAAAUCCAAAGGAAAAGACAGAACCGGCGGUUCAACGACAGCAACACAGUCUGGAGGAGGGAGUGCAGGAGGUCCGGAGAUUUGGUCAUCAGCACAGAUGGACAGAGCCAAGAGUCAGCCCAGACCCAGUAAGAACCGCGACAUGGAUGGGCUUCUGGACAUGCUGACAAGGGCUCAGUGCAGCCGGGUGGAUGACCAGCGAGGCCUCUUGACCAAAGAGCAGCUGGAGGUCCCGCUGUUCCUGCAGCUUCCCUUAAAUCAGGGACCGGACACAGCAGCAGACGAGCCUGGCACAACCUGCUCCUCCUCCGCAGACUCCAAAGAAGAAGAUAAAUCUAUAACUUCUGGUGAUGCAGUAUCUGAAUCCCCUGGUUCUGCUGUGUCUGAAGCAAAGGAUGUCAAGGAAACAGAAGUUUGAAAGACUCUGGUGUGUGCAGUGGACACAAACAUGAUGAGAAGCCAAACAUCUUGCAACGUCAUGGGACUAAUUAUGUCAGAUGACAGAAACUAAUUUCUAAGAAAAAAAUGGUCAAGCACUUUUUUAUAAUGGUUUACAAAUAAGCUUUUUUUAGACUGCAGUGUGUGACCAUCCCUGCUUCAGAAUAAUUGGACCCUUGAGGCAAAUUAUAAAGAAGAAUGAUGGCAAAUUUUUCUAGUGUCACUUAAAACACUACAAAUCUGACGGAAAAAUGUUUGCUAUGAAUUGUUGAAUAGACCUAAAACUGUUUAAAGAGAUGUAUUAGUGGAACAUUUCAUCCUGAAGCCAACAUUUUUGCUUUAAUACUCCCUGUCUGGAAUAUUUUUUUAGUAUACAGUUAUACGAUUGCUCACAAUCUAACUUUUUUCUUCACAGGACUGUCCAGGAGUGAGUUUCAAAGUGUUGCACAUUUAUUUUCUCUCUUUUACUUAGAUGUGUUUAACUCCUUAUUUUAUUCUGUGUUGCUGUUUUUAAAAGGAAUGCUUGUUGUGCUUAAAAAUGUACUUGUUUGCUGUGAAGGCACUUUGGGAAAACGCUGGUCAAGUCCUGCUCUCCUGUCAUGCCAGCCUACAUCUCAGGGUCCACAUCAUGAAUAAGUUAUGUGAUCUAAAAAAAAAACAAAACAGAUUGAAUCAGAUGAUGUGAGCAUCAUUAAAGUUUCCUGUGGUUAAAUGA